Messenger RNA from Nicotiana tabacum (common tobacco), 951 nucleotides. RefSeq lists its product as uncharacterized. NCBI's taxonomy places the organism in Eukaryota, Viridiplantae, Streptophyta, Magnoliopsida, Solanales, Solanaceae. The record is from RefSeq and is a predicted model, not a curated record.
CAUUAAAAGCUUAAGUUGCUUUUCCCACUCUCCAAAGUUGCGCUGUUAUCUUAAUUAGUAGCUCCCCCACCUAUUUAUUUUCUCCCUAUCCAUCUUUAUAAUUUCUUGCAUAUUUAUAUAUCUAAUAGUCGAAUUUUCUAUAUAUCUUCUUCAGUCCUGAUCAUAGCGACUUGUACAAAUUGUGAAAAUGAGCGCAAAGGCUAACAAAGAAAGCAGAAUUAAGAAGUGCAUAAAAGCACCCAUCAGAGUUUUAAUUAAAGCCAGGGAUUUUUAUGUCCAUAGCCUGAUGGAUUGUUCUGGUACAAUUGGCUAUGGAACUGUUAUGGGUUGUCCUGCUGUUGCGCAAAUCUCCUCUUUGCCUAGAAGUUUCAGUGCCAAUUCUUCUUUGUCAAGUAAGGAUGAAGAUUUCAGGGAGCUGGUGCGAAUUGCUUCGAAAAGGAGUCUUGUAAACAAAGUGGAAACGGAGAUUCUGAGGCAAAAAUCACUUGCUAAAAAUGGGGUGAAUAUUAAUGUGGUAGCUAGGAGUCGUUCUGUUGCUAUUGGAAGAAUUGAUGAAGAUAAGCCGUGUGAUUUUGGUGAGGAUGUUAAAGUGAAUACAGAUGUGUUUCAAAGAAGUAGAAGCUAUGCUGUUUCUUCUAGAAGAAAAGGGAUAUUGUUCUGAAACAGAGUGCUAUAAGGGAAGAAAAUUUGGAAGAAGGGAAACAAGGCCAGCUGUUGUAAUAGUUUCUUCUUACUGUUUCUUGGAUUGUUUUUGUUAUUCCUCUUUCCUUGUUGUGAUGGUAUACUGUUGCAUAUACAUGUUCACUUACUUGUCAAUUCUCCAUGUAAUGAACUCAACAUCUUUCAUUCUCAAGUUGCCCUGCUUCUUCCUGUUGUUCUGUAAAGGGUAAAUUAUUCAUGUAUUAGGAGUAACACAACUAAUAGUACUAUCUUUGGGAGCGCCUUUAGUUA